Molecule: messenger RNA, 508 nt
Organism: Vidua chalybeata
Lineage: Eukaryota; Metazoa; Chordata; Aves; Passeriformes; Viduidae
Product: placenta-specific gene 8 protein-like
Exons: 4
Coding region: 28-363 (111 amino acids)
Biological process (GO): positive regulation of transcription by RNA polymerase II
Source: RefSeq, a predicted model, not a curated record
CUGGAGGGACCUGAGCCCAUCCUGGCAAUGGCCUCUCAAACUGUGAUUACGGUCCAACCCCAGUUUUCAGUUGCUCAACAGCCGGGGGAGUGGCAAACAGGGCUGCUGGACUGCUGCUCCGACUGCGGCGUAUGUCUCUGUGGGAUGUUCUGCUUCCUCUGCCUGAGCUGCCAAGUGGCUGGGGACAUGGACGAGUGCUGCCUGUGCGGCUCUAGCGUGGCCAUGAGGACCCUGUACCGCACCAAAUACAACAUCCCAGGCUCCAUCCUGCAAGACUUUUGCUCCAUCUGGUGGUGCAGCCCGUGUGCACUCUGCCAGCUGAAGAGAGACAUCAACCGGAGGAGGGCAAUGGGCAUAUUUUGAUGCUGCUAUCUUCAGUGCACGCUGUGGAGCCACUGCAGGCAGGAGCUGCUGCUGCCCUGGAUGUUGGGACCUGCACCGUGAGGAGUUUGCCUUCACUGUGCUCAAUCCCCUUUUCCCGGGGUAAAGCCAGCAAUAAAAGCACUGC